Molecule: messenger RNA, 1686 nt
Organism: Ascochyta rabiei
Lineage: Eukaryota; Fungi; Ascomycota; Dothideomycetes; Pleosporales; Didymellaceae
Exons: 4
Coding region: 1-1686 (561 amino acids)
Source: RefSeq, a predicted model, not a curated record
AUGCCGGCGAUUUCACCGCUGUACGAUGUCUUCUCUCGAAGCAUCGCAGACUCAACCCUAAGUUCAGCUGUUAACGGUACUGCGCAGACACUAGAUGUUGUGUGUGCUUGGCCUGUCUCGUCACAGUAUGGCGCUGGAUCGCGGUUCUUAUACUAUGUUCUUGUAGCCACUUGCGUAUUCUUGCGGAAACAUGAGUGGCUAAGGAAUGCUUGUCUUGCAGCGGCCCUGGUGGUCCCCUCGAUUAGUGCGCUUCAUGGCAUCGUGCUCGCGAGUUACUCUGUGAAUGGCGCUGUAGAUCUAGACAUCUACGGAGCCUGGCAGAUCUGCUCGAUCGCCAUAAUUGCAGUGCCAUUCACGCUUCGAAGAUCACGGACGUACUUCUAUGAUGCUGGGCGCAACAUCAUCUUCCUGUGGACAAUGCUACUGAUCGCAGGCCUCAUAGCUUUAUGCAUCGAGUUUUCGAGAGUAACAGUCACCGACUGCGGUCACGACGAAGCUGGCGUUCUGUCCCUGACCGUAGCUGGCUUUCCCUACGGACAAGAAACGUGCAACUUGACAUGCUCAGAAACCGAUGGUCCUUUUUCGCCUAUGCGAGGAGGCGCUGCGAAGAACAUCUAUGUCAUUCCGGUACCCAGCAAGUUGAGCUUCAAUACUGCUAUGCUCAUCGCCGCGGGCGUUUGCGUUCCAGCCAUUCUGAGUCUGAUCUUCACAUGGGACAAGAUUCUCGAGAUCAACUGGAGGAGCCGGCGCGAGCCUGAGCGGCCAGAUGAGCUGCUUGAAGGCGUAAACAUUACCCGCGGCGAAAUCAAAGAUAUCAACAACAAAGUCAGGCUCUUCUUGAGUGUCAUUGAGAUGCCGCUAUUUGGUGGGGCUGUAGUGGCUAUUCUCGUUACUGGUGAAUUGAAUUUCUUCAGCAAGCAACUACUGUAUCAGACUGAGCCAAUGGCAUCGAUAGGUCAGUGGUCGCCCAUUGCGGGUACUUUGAUGGCGGCACUAGGGUCGCUGUACGUCGUCUGGGCUACAGAUGGGGAUAUCAUCAUUUAUGGAAGGUCGAAAGCUCCGAGAUCGACGUCUUCGCAGUCUGAUCAUAGUGAACAACCUCCGCUACGUCGAGGACGUGCUCCAACUUUGCAGUAUUCGCCUACAAGGAUCGCGCAUGAGCCACAGGUCUUCCCUCGCCUUUCUAGCGACCCAAAUGCCCUUCGCAUCAUACCAACCAUCACUGAACCAGGCCGUGACUCGAGUCCGGACGAACACAUCGAGCGUGUGCCAGCCGACGCCCCCGAACCUCAAUCUAACGCGGGCCGGGGUAAGGUACGCAAAUGGCUCGAGAAAGCCAGCAUCUACAUGAGUGAUGCCGCACACCGCGAACUGGACACAUCAGACUAUCGCGACGAGAAAGCGCGGAGGUAUCCGUGGAUUCCAGGAGAAGAGCUUCGCAACGAUAUCAUACAUCGGACAAGUACAAACUACGAAAAGAACCGAGCAGCUAGCUACGCAUCUAGCAUCAGAUCUGCACGAGAAGCUGAAGCCGAAGUCUCUUCUAACCCACCGGCAGAGACGUCACCGCGACCAGACGCCAGUCCAGAUGCCAUCACCAGAGCACCACGACGCCGCUCCACUCUCGAAGUUCCGCCUGUUGCUUAUCAUAGUCCUAAAGCUGCUCAACGUGAGUGGGGUGGUUGA